AUGUCUGAUCCAUCGUCAUCACAACCUCCUGUGCCAUCCUCGUCGCAACCUCCACCUGUUGCAUCGCAGACUGCAUCGCAAGAACCCCCCUCUUCAUCCACCACGGCAGCUGCAGGACAAUCGGGAACCAACUCAGAAGCGACGGUCGUGCCCAAGCAAGAACCCGACGAGAGCACCGCCUUGGAUGCCUCCAUCGACCAAGAUAUCGAACUCGGCGGAGUAGCUAAGAAUACGGCGGACAAUAAUAUCAACAUGGCCAACGCACCCGACGGAGAUGAGGAUAUCCCGCUGGGAAAUCCAGUUCAGACUGUCGAAACAGUUGAUGCCCUUGCCGCGACGACGCCUGGCAAAAAAGAGACCAGCCUACGCGAAUUCCUAGGCAAGAUGGAUGAAUAUGCGCCGAUCAUUCCCGACGCCGUAACAGCUCACUACCUCACCCUCGCCGGCCUCCCACCACCAGGCAACGGUCCCAACCAAACCCCUCCUCACCUCGCUCGUCUUCUCGCCCUUGCCACCCAAAAGUUCAUCGCCGACAUCGCCGCCGACUCGUACCAAUACGCGCGUAUCCGCGCCUCCAACAGCUCCUCCGCCAGCAACCCCAUGGGCAGUCUCAACGCCGCGUCGGGACUUGGCAUGCCCGCAGGCGCCGCCGGCGCCGGCGCACCUGCGGCGGGCGUUUCUGCCGAAGCCAAAGGCAAAGCCGGUACACAUCUGGGCAUCCAGCGACCUGGUUUCGGAGGUGGCGGGUCAGGUGGCUCGGGCCAAGGGCGGACGGUGCUCACAAUGGAAGAUCUGGGGAUGGCAGUUUCUGAAUACGGCGUGAGUGUUAAGAGGGGGGAGUUCUACCGGUAA
Messenger RNA from Aspergillus affinis, 852 nucleotides. RefSeq names its product putative TFIID and and SAGA complex TAF10 subunit. The record is from RefSeq and is a predicted model, not a curated record. Gene Ontology annotation, molecular function: promoter-specific chromatin binding; RNA polymerase II general transcription initiation factor activity. The transcript has 2 exons. NCBI's taxonomy places the organism in Eukaryota, Fungi, Ascomycota, Eurotiomycetes, Eurotiales, Aspergillaceae. Gene Ontology annotation, cellular component: nucleus; transcription factor TFIID complex; SAGA complex. The coding region runs from base 1 to 852 and encodes 283 amino acids. Gene Ontology annotation, biological process: transcription initiation at RNA polymerase II promoter.